AUGGACAUUCCAUUUGGCAACCUAAUGAACAUUAUGCCCACGACCCCAUCACCAGGUUAUACCAUGACAUCCUCUUCAUAUAUGACCAGAACCCCAUCACCAGCGAGUCGAGGAAAUAUCGGAUAUCAGCCCUAUCCAGGUCAGGCCCAGGGCCCUUCUUUCUUUGAAGAGGCCAUAGGUGGCUCUCCCUUUCCGCAAGAAAUACCUUUUUCCCUCAUUCAACCACCUCAUUAUAACUCCACAUCGGGUAUGCCCAACAGCUUUCCGCCAUCGUCAGCGGUGCCAAGCAGUGAAGCCGAACAAAAGUCCACUUGCCGACCCCGGUCUCGAAAUCCUCAUCAACUGAGCGUAAACACUUCUGGCCAAGUAAACGGUCCAGAUGUAACGGCAAGAUCUCCCAAGCCAAAGAGGCGUGGCCGCAAGCCCAAGGGACUCCCCAAAGAUCCAGUCAAGUGUCGGGAAGACAUAGAGCUAGACGAAGAUGAUCUCCCCAAGGACCCACGGCGUCGACGUAUUCUUGAGCGCAACAGAAUAGCCGCCACCAAAUGUCGUCUUCGAAAGCGGGAUGAAGCAUCUGCUCUUGCUUCUCAGGAACAGGCCAUGGAAGACCAGAACAGAUAUCUCUCCUCAUGUUUUGACUCCCUGACAGCUGAGAUCUAUCAUCUCAAAACGCAGUUGCUGCAGCAUACAGACUGUAACUGCGUUCUCAUUCAGAAAUAUAUCUCCAACGAAGCUAAGAAGACAGUGGAUGGCCUAUCAGAGUGUCCCUCCAGUUUUCAGCCUGACAGCGACGCAAUGAGUCUAUAUCGUCGUGGCUCGUGCCAUAGUGGCACGAGUCCUACAGACUCGUUGAGUGUGCCAACUCCCGAGUUUGAAGGAGCUUCCCCAGGCUGGCCACAACGCUUCCACUCUGGACAUGGAUCUUCGCCAGAUGUAACAGAGGAGAUGCUGGCAGUGAACCCCUAUCUCAAGGCAUCAAUGCAAAUGGGCAGCCAGUCAUUCGCCAAUAUGGCACCGGUGCAGCAUCAUGGGCUUGAAAUAUUUGCCGGUAUGGGACCCCAGCCCCAGCAGUUUGAAGCGGUCAACUGGAACCCUUCCUGGGCGUUCUGA
This is a messenger RNA of Fusarium pseudograminearum CS3096, 1110 nucleotides long. RefSeq lists its product as uncharacterized. Gene Ontology annotation, molecular function: DNA-binding transcription factor activity, RNA polymerase II-specific; RNA polymerase II cis-regulatory region sequence-specific DNA binding. The record is from RefSeq and is a predicted model, not a curated record. Gene Ontology annotation, biological process: regulation of transcription by RNA polymerase II. The coding region runs from base 1 to 1110 and encodes 369 amino acids. The transcript has a single exon. NCBI's taxonomy places the organism in Eukaryota, Fungi, Ascomycota, Sordariomycetes, Hypocreales, Nectriaceae.